Lactuca virosa is the source of this 738-nucleotide messenger RNA. Lineage: Eukaryota; Viridiplantae; Streptophyta; Magnoliopsida; Asterales; Asteraceae. The record is from the annotation of a GenBank genome assembly.
AUGUUAGUGAUGAAGCAUUCGGAUCAGAAUGUUCCAUGUGAUCACCCUGAAAUGUUUUUAAGGGAAGCUAGGAAGAAAUUUACUGACGAGCAGCUUAAAAGGAAGAUGUUAGUGAUGAAGCAUUCAGAUCAGAAUGUUCCAGAUGUUGAUUUGGUACAAUACAAAUAUGAAGAAGAAAUUAAAGAAAAAGGAAAAGGAAAACAAGUUGAAAAAGAUCCAGAAACAAAAGAAAAUGAUGACAUUGGUACAGAGAAUUAUUGUCUUUUGAUAGAAAGUGAGUUUAAAACCAUUUUGGAGUGUAGAAACAGAAUUCAAAAAACAUUGGAACAUGCACUUCAAAGAUAUCCAGAUGAUAGAGAACUAUGUGGAUGGUUUGAAAGGUUUGUGAACAUUGAAAAAGUGUUUAACAAAAACAUUGGCGAAUCAUCAAGAACAAGAGAAAAAGAAAAUGAAAAUGAGACAGGUGAAAAAGAGUUUGGACAUGAUUUAGAAACAGAAAAAGGUGAAGAAGAAGCUACAACAGAAAGAGAAUAUGAUAAUCCAAACUUUGAAGAUAAAAAGCCAAACACACCAAACAUGGAGGCUGAGCAAAAAGAUUAUCUUACCAAUGAAUAUAUAACAAAAACUGAUUCUUGUAGUCAACAACAAUCCCUCCAACAUUGUAUGAGCCUCUUAAUUCUUGCAAUAUUCUGUAUGCUAUCAUUGGACCAAUCUUUACCCUUCCCAUCUUCUCAAUGA